Amphimedon queenslandica is the source of this 498-nucleotide messenger RNA. RefSeq names its product DNA helicase MCM9-like. NCBI's taxonomy places the organism in Eukaryota, Metazoa, Porifera, Demospongiae, Haplosclerida, Niphatidae. Gene Ontology annotation, cellular component: MCM complex; nucleus. The record is from RefSeq and is a predicted model, not a curated record. Gene Ontology annotation, biological process: double-strand break repair via homologous recombination. The transcript is spliced from 6 exons. The annotation marks the transcript as partial. Gene Ontology annotation, molecular function: ATP binding; single-stranded DNA binding; single-stranded DNA helicase activity.
AGUUUAAUAGUAUUAAUGAUAGGGACAGAUUCUGUAUACAUGAAGCAAUGGAGCAACAAACUAUUAGUGUUGCAAAGGCUGGCCUUGUGUGCAAGUUAAACACUCGUUGUUCUAUUCUAGCAGCAACUAAUCCAAAGGGAAACUAUGAUCCUGAACUAAGUACAGGUAUUAAUGUUGCAUUGGCUAGUCCACUGAUGAGUCGUUUUGAUGUUGUACUGGUAUUACUUGAUAGUUAUAAUGAGGAAUGGGACCGAUUUGUUUCGUCAUUCGUGUUGUCAAGAAAAGAUAGCAUGAAUGAUAAAGAUAAUAACCUGUGGAGUAUUGAGCAACUGAAGUCUUACCUAAGCUAUGUGAAAUCAUUAAAACCAGUAAUGACUGAACCAGCUAACCAGGUUUUAUCCAGAUAUUAUCAGCUUCAACGUCAAACUGAUACUCUUAAUGCUGCCAGAACUACAAUACGUCUAUUGGAGAGUCUUGUAAGACUAGCACAAGGUACAU